Molecule: messenger RNA, 1676 nt
Organism: Acaulospora colombiana
Lineage: Eukaryota; Fungi; Glomeromycota; Glomeromycetes; Diversisporales; Acaulosporaceae
Source: the annotation of a GenBank genome assembly
AUCUGCUCAAAACAAGUUCUUCUAUGCUUCUGGGCAGGCUAGCGAAGCAGACGACGACAAGUGGGACGAGAUCAAGCAAGAAUCCAAUAUCUUGUGCGAUAUAUUCUGUCCAACAGGACGGUGGUCCGAAUACGAAUUCAACGAAAUCAUUCAACCAUGCUUACAAUACUCUCUUCUACAAGUCACAACCUCCGACGAUCAACAGAAACUUUAUUCUAUGCAUAUUCUCGUUCAGACUUGGCUACGCGUUGUACCACAUUCAAACGGGAAACCGCCAUAUAAAAGUCUCGCGCGAAGAAUGUUACUCUCAAACGUUCAGCGGGGUUCGUCUCCUAAGAAUUUCACGAUGCAUUAUCCACUCCUACCCCACCUCAAGCCUUUCGCCGGCGAGCCCCUCGGUGUAGCUAGUGAUGAUAUUCUACUACAUCAGGUUCUAAGCGAUUCAGGAAGUUUUGGUCUAUCCAUCGUUCACCUGAACUCGUAUCUCACGAAAGCAGAUCGAAAACUGACAGAGUAUGCGCGUGAAAAACUCGAAGCGAGAUGCGACCUCAUAUGGGCAUACUUGCAACUCGGAAGCUAUCAGGAUGCAAUCGAAGUUGGCGAGGGGACAGUUGCAGCAUGCGUGACUGCCCUUGGGGAAGAGGAUCGCCUCACAUUAUUCUCGAAGAGUAAUUUGGCACAGUCAUAUUACAUGAUGGGAAAAUCUGAAGAGGCAUUCAAGGCGAAUUCAGAAGUGCUCGCUACUCGUGAAAGGGUUCUAGGGCCAGAGCACCCAGAGACGCUUGCGUCGAGAAACAAUUUGGCACUUAGCCACUAUCAAAUGGGCCAAUAUGACAAAUGCAAAAUACUCAACCAACUGAAUCUGGAUUUAGAGAAGAAGAUUCUGGGGCCAGAGCACCCGGAUACGCUUAUCUCGAUGAGCAACCUCGCGCUUGCUCUUCAGAGUUCGGGUCAUUACGAGUCGGCCAAGGUUUUGGAUGAGCAAACAUUGGAGCUGCGAAAGAAGGUGCUGGGAACGGAUCAUCCUGACACUUUAGUAUCUAUGAAUCAUCUGGCGAUGGAUCUAUACUACCUAGGUCAAUAUAGCAAGGCAGUGGAGUUAGACGAGCAAGUGUUGGAGUCAAGAAAGAGGAUAUUAGGACCUGAUCACCCUGGAACAUUUGAUUCGAUGACCAGUCUUGCUAUCGACUAUUUCAAGUUGGGACAGUGCGACAAGGCACUAGAACUUGAAGAGCAAGUUCUGGUUAUGCGAGAGAAGAAACUAGGACCAGAUCAUCCUGACACCCUUACAUCGAUGAGCAACAAAGCCGUCUACUUGUUUCAAAUGGAGAAAUUUAGGGAAGCGUUGGCUUUGGACCAACAGAUACUGGCCGUUCGGGAGGUUAAAUUGGGCGUCGAACAUUCUGAUACACUCAUGUCAAUGAAUAAUCUCGCGGGCGAUUAUCGAGCAUUAGAAGAUUAUGAUGAGGCAAGAAGUCUAGACGAGAAGAUAUUGAAAUUACGCAAGCAUACCCUAGGCCCGGAACAUCCUCAUACACUCCUCUCCAUGAGUAAUCUGGCGGUAGACUACAAUAAACUAAGGAGGAACAAGGAGGCAAGAGAACUAGGUGAACGAACACUGGCUCUUCGAACAAAGGUGCUAGGACCAGAUCACCCAGAUACGCUUCAGUCGAGGA